Messenger RNA from Struthio camelus australis, 1524 nucleotides. NCBI's taxonomy places the organism in Eukaryota, Metazoa, Chordata, Aves, Struthioniformes, Struthionidae. The record is from RefSeq and is a predicted model, not a curated record.
UUUCCUGCUCGCUCUCCCAGAUUUUUACGCGCGAGCAAGUAAACACGGACAUGAAGGAAAACCCGAAAUGUCUUUUUUUUGUUUUUUUUCUUGUUUUUUUUUGUUUGUUUCAGGCGCUGCCAUAAAAGAUGAGGCUGCAUGAGAGCCGAACCGGAUCCUUUCAGGCUCCUGUCACCGUCCAUAAUUGUCCGGGCAACCAGGUGUAUGUGUUUCAAAAUGGCCGCUCCGAUUCAGAGGAGUCCUCGGAGGAAGAGCUGAAUGUCACGGAGCUGCGACCCAGGGGCAAAGAGCAGCGGCGGCGCGGCGCUUCCCAGGGCAACGUGGGAGACGUGGUGCUGCUGGAGCGGGAGGUCACGCAGGACGACAGUCUUAACAAGCUGGCCCUGCAGUAUGGUUGUAAGGUCGCAGAUAUCAAACGCGUCAACAACUUCAUCAGGGAGCAGGACUUGUAUGCGUUGAAGUCCAUCAAGAUCCCCGUGAAGACCCACGGGCUGUUAACAGAAAAUGGCCAAGAAUUAAGGCCUCUCCAGACUGCACGCUGCCAGGCUGGCCUAACACUUGUGGACAUACUGGAGUCUGAUGACAGUGCUGCAGCCAGCAACUGUACUGAAAGCAGAUACCUGAAUGACUACUUUAAGGGAAUUGACAAGAGUAUUCAGGAUGCAGUACAGGCAGAAGUCCAGAUAAACGCAGAGUAUUGCACAGAGGCACUGGAGAGGCCUUUGCUCGAGUCGGAGAAGCAGGAGACCAGUAAUGGUGCGGACUGUGGAAUCCAGUGGUGGAAUGCAGUUUUUAUUAUGCUUCUGAUAGGAAUUGUCCUGCCAGUAUUUUAUAUCACCUACUUUAAAACACAAGAGAGUGGUGCAACAGCCCAUACCUCCAGCACAACACUAACCUCAACUAUUUCAGCAGAUAGAUUAGAAGGGAAAUUACCACAAAACUUAGUUGUAAAAGAAAUUCCCAAGGAGGGGAUCAAGCUAAAUAGAGCCUCCCCUCCCAGCACUGAAGUCCAUAAACGAGUGACACUGACUGUAGUGGAGUCAGGGGGAUAGCAGUGCAGUGGAUUUGACUUUCUUUUUUUUUUUUUAAGUAGAUGGUGUAAUCUUGAACUCGACUGAACCUGAGGUGAUGUGACUUUAUGGAAGAAUAAGGAUGCUUUUGUUGCUUACAAAGAUCAACAGAGAACUGGCUUUACAUUCAUGAACUCUUGUCAAGGGAAAGUAUUUUGCAGCAGUUUAUUCUCCUGUUUGCUUCAGGUAUUUCUUAAGAAUGGUCUUGCCUAAGAAUCUGAACCCUUUGCUGCUGUGGCAAAGAUUACAGUAUUUGUAUGACUGGAAAGUUACGGGCUGUGUGCAUUUUGAGAAAAUACUUUUUGCAUAAAGCAAAAGCAGGGACUUUCUCUUCUCUGAAUUGAUAUUUUUAUCUUUUGUAGACCGUGGCAGUCUUGGCAUACUUAACCUUAAAAAGGUGACUUGACUAGGUGCACCAUGCUACUAUUAAAACAGCACAAGGAAGCUGACAUCA